Messenger RNA from Babesia bovis T2Bo, 3754 nucleotides. RefSeq lists its product as uncharacterized. The record is from RefSeq and is a predicted model, not a curated record. Bases 61 to 3684 code for a protein of 1207 amino acids. The transcript has a single exon. Lineage: Eukaryota; Apicomplexa; Aconoidasida; Piroplasmida; Babesiidae.
GCUCGUGCAACGCUAUUAUAUCAAUGGUACUUCAUAUAUUCAUAUAAUUUUGUAUAUAGAAUGAUCGUAAAAUUACGAUCAUUGUUCAUUGUCAGCUUAGUGGCUGCAUUCAUCGGAGAGCAUAUUAUUAACACCGAAGCAUUCCUCGGCAUCAACUUUGGCAAGGGAGGAGAUUCGGUGUCGCUAUUCUUCCAUUCAAUUCCUUAUUUUUUCAGGAAGAUUGGAUGCUCACCGUGGGUGAGAUGCGCUACUAAUGAUGACAUCCGUGAAAACAAGUACGUCUUCGUAGACCUGUUCAGCCGAAGCCAUCACCAUGCAAUCAAACUGGUACAUGAAGAAGAUGAUACCGUCAACAGAAGAAGUAGCAUCAUCACAUAUACGAUAAAUCAUGAUGACCUGCCAGGGCACUUCCAAGGUGUCACAUUCGGUGAUGUGUACUACUACCACCAGAUGCUACAGGAAGAAGGUGACUACGACGUCAGACACCUAAUGACAUACCGUGAUGAACUAAAUCGUUUCUGUGUUUACAUCGAGUCUUUUGAUGAAACUGGAAACCGCCACUCCAUGAGACUGUACCGUGAAAAGAGAAGAGCAUGGUGGCUAAAGGAAGUUGCAUCCGAAGGUAAUGUUAUGACUGAAACAUGGAAUGAAUUCCUGUCGUACUUCGGUUACGCAACGGAUAAACCGCAGAUACAGCAUAAGCUGAAUAUCAAGGAGUCCAAUUGCCCUCAGGGUAUGGUCAACCACAAGUCCUCGACAUAUGAUCUUAUAUACAACACUAAUCCAGGUGGUGGACUCAAGUUUAUUGGAGAAGUGGUAUUCCGUAGCAUGCCGUUAGCCAUAGCUGAUACCGUUACUGAUUUGUAUGUAUGGAGGUACUUCAAAGGUGAACGUGACAACAUCACAUAUGUAGUUGUAGCCGAGAUUUACUACUGGUAUUCGCACCUUACCUACUUCAGAUGUACAUCACCAAAGGAUGCACAGUAUGAAGAAGUAGAUUCAUUCGCCGCUGAAGAAGCUACCGAAGCGUUACCUGUGAUGACCUAUGCAAUGCCAGAGUAUAAUAUCCAUCCGGUUACACUACAGUAUGAUUUUGGUGAAGAUACAUCACACCCAUAUAUACAAGAUAUGACGUAUGUAGCAUACCCGCAGUCGAAGCACUUUGUACUGCGUCCUACGGGAACGGGAAACUUCAAGUUAAUCAAGAAAGUAGAGGUACAUGGUAAACACAAUGAUCUGAACUUGACGGUCGAAAAUGGAAAUAACCACACCUACGUCGCCUUCACUCACCUGGAUGCAGAAUCUACACAAGAGAUCAGUUUAGCGUCAGUGUCGAUCACCACCGCAGCCAUAGCUACAGGGCAUAUUGCCAUGUCAGCGUCAGUCAACCCCAAGAGCUUGAUUGGCGACAGACAUACAAUGUCCAUCCUGAUGAACCAAAUACCCACGCAGUACCUCAGGUUGGAACCUAACAAGGCAGCAUUGAUCAAACCGGCAAUUGACUUUGACCUAUUCUCACACAACGAAGCAGAGGUGCAGGCAGCAAAGUUCCGCACAGGUGUCACGUUCUACACGCCUAACAUGUUAGGCGCCACGGAGUUCAAAAAGAUUCGUGAAAACGGAAAAGAUAUAGUUGAACUUGGAAGAUCUUUCAAUACCCAGGUCUUCUUCAUAGAAAAUGGCAAAAAGAACAUGGUGGCAGUUUUCGAAGGUGGCGCUGAGUCAUCAAAGCUCUAUGAUGUUAGUGACCACAGCGAAGUCACCAAUGUCAAUGCCAAGUUCAAGUGCUUUAAGGACCAUGGGCUGCUGGAUCUAGACAACUUGGCCAAACAAAAGGCAAACACCGAGGUAAACGCAGUAAUACUAAACCUAAAUGACCCCGUACUGAACAACCAUAUCGAAAUUAUGACAAUCUCAACCAAUGUAGUUAUAUACCUGCCAGUGUCACCCAGAAUACGCAUAGGAGCCAUUCUGUGGAAUAAACAUCAAAUGGAUAUCGACGAGGAAGCUAACGCAAUCAUUACCGUAAUCAACAAUGGAGUUAAGAACUAUUUGCUCGUGGAUUCAUAUUACCAAAAGAGUAGCCUGAUCAAGAGACAGCUGUACCACAUGGAAAUACUACCAGAUAGCAACAGACUGCGUCUAGUCAGCCAGGCUAAUUGUAACUGUGAAUCAGGUGGACUGGAUGCAGUGCACCACCUGCUCUCACUGUCGUGGUACCAGCUAAUAGCACAGGCGCUACCACUGCACGCAGAUUUCCAAGAUGUUCGUGUGGGUAAAGCAGAAUACAGCUACCACAAACUCAUAAUGACCUACAUGCCACAUGGACACAACUUUACAUUGGGUAACCUAGAUGUAAAAGGUAAAAAGUUUGAAACUACCGAUGGACAUCGUUGGAGACAAGUGCACAGACAACAGGAAAAUGAAGAAAAUACACAGUACUAUGUCUACACAAUGACACCCAAGGGUAUUGAAGAAAUUGUUAUAGACAAAGAUGGAGCAGUCAAAACAAAGGAAACAACCAACUUCAGAAGAGUUAUUAUACCCAAGGUAUCAGGAUCAUUCACAACGCUAUUUGUGGAUGACAUGGAACAAGGUGAUGUCAAAAGCUCAGUGUCUAAAAUCGGUGAUGUCAAAGUUACCGUGGCAAAAUUAGAGGCCACAUCAUCAGGAUUCAAUCCAAUUGUAUUCGGAAAACAUGAAAUAGUAUUCUCACCCAACGAAAAGUGUUGCAAAGUUACAAUCUCGGAACAACCAAACGGGCUGCGCGAAAUUACCGCAGAUGUGGCAAAGCCACAGGGUGAAACUGCCGUUGUUACCUUCAGGGAAAAUGCACCAGGAAGUGGCCUGUUCACUGUGGAUAAAGAAAGUACAAAACUGCCAUUCUUUGUGGAUACCAAUGAACCCAUCAAUAAAAUAGGAAUGUAUUUCAGUAGAUUGGAUACGCUCGACUUCAACAAGGGUCAUUUCCCGCAUUACGUACGAUACCUGACACUCAACAAGUACAGCAUGUACUUCACCGGAAGCACAAUGCAUACAGGAUUAAAUAUCAGCUUCGGAGCGUUCAACAUCACGCUGCCACCAGCAGAUGAAGGAUUCCACAUUUGGGUACGAUACCAGUCACCAAAUGUAGAAAUCGCCACACUCUAUAUGCAAUACCAUACCGGUGACGGUACGGAGACAACGUUCUAUACUAUAGAAGAUGCCAAAAAGGCAAAAGCAAUCAGAAGACCAACAGAAGCAAACUGUAACUGGGGACCGCUAAGUAACCUGGAGUUCCACCUUGUAAACCAUACGCUGCUAAGACAUGCAUACAAUGUACACGAACUGGUGGGAUUGGAAGUCAAUAUCGACAGCGGAGAAUUCAACCCCAAUGUCAUCACAAUGAAAGUAGAUGCCCAAACCACAUUGUACACCACCCUUGCAUCGUCGGGGACAAUCAUCGGGGAUGUCGUGUACAAGCACACCGUCAUACGCGGAGGGCAAAAAGAAAUUGUCAAACACGUUUACGUCUCGCAGGCCAUCAAAGAAGAUAUACUACUCAUAGUCACACGAAAUAUCAAAGGAGUGGAUGUGCAGGCCUACAAGUUCGGAUCUAACAACUCAUUCGAUACCAUCGAAUUGUCAGCAGUGCCGGCACAGGAACACCUCGCACUGAGCCAGCUAAUUAGCCACCUACACUAAGGUGUAUUGUAGACAGAAAAUUAAGUCUUGUAUUAAUAUUGUUAUAAAAACUAAUUAUACAAAUCCUAGC